Molecule: messenger RNA, 267 nt
Organism: Phanerochaete carnosa HHB-10118-sp
Lineage: Eukaryota; Fungi; Basidiomycota; Agaricomycetes; Polyporales; Phanerochaetaceae
Exons: 2
Coding region: 1-267 (88 amino acids)
Source: RefSeq, a predicted model, not a curated record
AUGCCUCCUCGCAACCAUGGAAAGAAGAGAGCUGCCGAGACCCCUCAGAAGACAUCUAAGAGGCAAAAGGUGGCCUCUAAGCAUGUUGAGUUUGACAAUGAAGCUGUUAUGACCCAGUUUAGGCUGUCUGGUGAAUUCUCAUCUGAGGAUGCUGUCCAAGGUUCCCCAGCAAAGAAGAGAGGUGGUAGGAAAGGUCCAGGAGUUCAGGAUGUUGCUGAAGGAGAGGUGCUCAUGGCAUUCGCUGUCGUAAAGAAAAGGUUAGGAUAA